CGGGAUUGGAAGCGUUUCUAUUGCGUCUCAACGUCUCUAAACAUGGCAGCUAUCAGCGCUAACAGUGUUAACCGUGCAAACAAUGGUUAAAGUGCUGACAGAGAUAACUGUGUUUACCUGAGGUGGAACCGGAGGGUGGGCACUAUGUUUCCACAACGACGCCAUGCCAUCGGCCGGUACGGCGUUAUCAGCUAUAACUGCUGUAUGAGAGCAGUACAGAUCAGCAGCCGUGAACUAGCCGGUGGGGCACGCUCACAUGCACUAAAAGCAUGCGCUGCUGGCCUCGAGAUGUCAAAAAGCACGGAGAAGCUUGGAUUACAACACACACAGAGGGAGAGAGACUACAUUCUCUGCUCAGGUCCGUAUAAGCUUAAAUUAGAAUGACUUCAACCCUGAGGAGAGCGUACCACUUCGCAGCAUUCAGCUGGUAUGCUUUUGUUGUGAAGAGUCUCGCUGCGAAGGAUGGAGAGGACUUACCACCAGGAAUCUUUGUAUAUGGAGGACCUUGGAAGUACCUUACUUUUUUGAAUUUGUUACUACAAAUGUUAUUCUUUGGACUGGCGGCACUGAAUGAUCUACAAGCUGGGAAGAAGUCAGAGAGUACUCUGAGCAGAUGUAAAGACCUUCUCUUCUCUGUCUUUGCCUUUCCUGUGGGCAUGUUUGUUGUUCUACUUUUCUGGACGAUCUUUGCAUAUGACAGAGAAUUAGUCUACCCGGCUACUAUUGACACCUUCUUCCCCCCCUGGAUAAACCAUGCUAUGCACACAUUUGUCCUUCCUGUUUUACUUGGAGAAGUGCUGGUGCAGCCUCACAUCUACCCGCAGACUAAACAUGCGAUGGCAGCAUUAGGAGGUGUGGGCAUAGCUUACUUAUCUUGGAUUAUAUGGGUGUACUUGUCAGUUGGGAUCUGGGUGUAUCCCCUUCUUCAGCACUUCAGCACUGCUGGUCUGGCGUGCUUCUUCUUUUUCAACAUGUCUGUGGUGACAUUGCUCUACGUGCUAGGAGACAAGCUCAACAGCCAUAUUUGGAGUAAGAGACAUUAAGUAUACCCCCUGGAGACAACCAUAUAGGAUCACAUGUUAAUUUGUGUCUAAUCUCUCUUUUGUCUCCUUUACUCUAUAGGUAAG
Molecule: messenger RNA, 1127 nt
Organism: Sebastes umbrosus (honeycomb rockfish)
Lineage: Eukaryota; Metazoa; Chordata; Actinopteri; Perciformes; Sebastidae
Product: androgen-dependent TFPI-regulating protein
Exons: 6
Coding region: 381-1043 (220 amino acids)
Cellular component (GO): membrane; endomembrane system
Source: RefSeq, a predicted model, not a curated record